This is a messenger RNA of Passer domesticus (house sparrow), 2948 nucleotides long. RefSeq names its product forkhead box C1 (gene FOXC1). NCBI's taxonomy places the organism in Eukaryota, Metazoa, Chordata, Aves, Passeriformes, Passeridae. The transcript is spliced from 2 exons. Gene Ontology annotation, biological process: cell differentiation; regulation of transcription by RNA polymerase II; anatomical structure morphogenesis. Gene Ontology annotation, molecular function: RNA polymerase II cis-regulatory region sequence-specific DNA binding; DNA-binding transcription factor activity, RNA polymerase II-specific. The record is from RefSeq and is a predicted model, not a curated record. The coding region runs from base 648 to 2342 and encodes 564 amino acids.
CCGAGAGACGAGAGGGAGGGAAAAAAAAAGGAGAAAACUGUAAGUGCGUAAAAAAGUUCUCGCCGUGGUGACGGAUGCUCAAAAGUUCAGGAGUUUUUCCGAUGCUUCCCAAAGCAGCCUGCGACUGAAAAAGAGACUGAAAAAAAGCGAGAGGGAGAGAGAGAGGGAAACUUUGCACUGGGAGAUCGGGAAGACAACUUGUUGCAGAUCCCCGUGGAACAAGGAACUGGGAGCGUGGGAGCCUCUUUGCAAAGGUUUUAUUUUCUUAAUACUCUUUCUGCGUUUGGAAGUUGCUUUCUCCGCUGCGAUUACUUUUUUUUUUUCCUCCGCCGUUUUCUUUUUUAAAACAUUUUCCCCCUUUUUUUGUCCCCCUCCUUUCCCCCCCCCCUUUUUUGAUUUUUUUUUUCCCCCCUCCGCGUGGAGCGCGGGAGCUCGCCGGUGGGCUUUCCUGGGCGAAGAAGAGGAGGCUUUCGGCGCUGCCGUCGUUAUUCUUCCUCCCUUUUUCCGCGCUCCGCCGGGGGGGUGGGGGGGUGGGGGUUGCCCGGCCGCCCGGUCCAGCUCGGUCCGCGGAGCGGCGGAGGGGUGGAGGGGGAAGGGACGCGCUGUUUGGUCCGGCGGGGAGGGUGGGGGAAAGCUGACGGGAGGACAUGCAGGCUCGCUACUCCGUGUCCAGUCCCAACUCCCUAGGAGUGGUGCCGUACCUCGGCGGAGAGCAGAGCUACUACCGUGCCGCUGCGGCGGCGGCCGGCGGGGGCUACACGGCCAUGCCGGCCCCGAUGAGCAUGUACUCCCACCCGGCCCACGAGCAGUACCCAGCCGGCAUGGCCCGAGCCUACGGGCCCUACACGCCACCGCCGCAGCCCAAGGAUAUGGUGAAGCCGCCCUACAGCUACAUCGCCCUCAUCACCAUGGCCAUCCAGAACGCUCCCGAUAAGAAGAUCACCUUGAACGGGAUCUACCAGUUCAUCAUGGAGCGGUUCCCUUUCUACCGGGACAACAAGCAGGGCUGGCAGAACAGCAUCCGCCACAACCUCUCCCUCAACGAGUGCUUCGUCAAGGUGCCCCGCGACGACAAGAAGCCCGGCAAGGGCAGCUACUGGACCCUCGACCCCGACUCCUACAACAUGUUCGAGAACGGCAGCUUCCUCCGCCGCCGCCGCCGCUUCAAAAAGAAGGACGCCGUCAAGGACAAGGAGGAGAAGGACCGCCUGCACCUCAAGGACCAUGCCCCGCCGCGCCCGCCGCCGCCCGCCGCCGCCGCCGAGCCCGAGGGCGGCCCCGCCGGGGGCAGCGCCGCGCCGCCGCCGCCGCCCGUCCGCAUCCAGGACAUCAAGACGGAGAACGGCACGGCCUCGCCGCCGCAGGCCGUGUCCCCCCCGGGCGCCGCGCCGCCGCUCGGCGCCGUGCCCAAGAUCGAGAGCCCCGACAGCAGCAGCAGCCUCUCCAGCGGCGGCAGCCCCCGCAGCACGCUCCCCUCCAGCCGCUCCCUCAGCCUGGAGGCCCCCGAGCCCCCGCCGCCCCCGCCGCCGCCCCCGCCGCCGCCGCACCACCACGGCCCGGGCUUCAGCGUGGACAACAUCAUGACCUCGCUGCGGGGCUCGCCGCAGGCCGCCGCCGAGCUGGGCGCCGGCCUCCUGGCCCCCGCCGCCGCCGCCCCGCGCACCGGCAUCCCGCCCGCCCUGUCCCUCGGGGGAUACUCGCCGGGACACAGCUCCGUCUACGGCUCGCCCUGCGGCCAGGCGGCCGCCGGCAGCGCCGCCGGCACCUACCACUGCAACAUGCAGGCCAUGAGCCUCUACGCGGCGGCGGGCGGCGCCGACCGGCCCGGCCACCUGCCCUCCGCGGCCGCCAGCCCCGCCGAGGACCCGCUGCCCGAGUACGCGAUGCCCUCGGGCGGCGGCGGCGGCGGCGGCGGGGCGGGGGGCGGCGGCGGCGGGGCGCUGGGGCACGGCGGGCUGGGCGGCGCGGCGGGCGGCCACCAGGAGGGGCACCACCCGCACCCGCACCAGGGCCGCCUGGCCUCCUGGUACCUCAACCAGGCGGCGGCGGCGGCGGCGGCCGCGGCGGCGGCGGCGGGGGAGCUGGGCCCGCUGGCGGGCGCGGCGGGCUACGCGGGGCCGCAGCAGGGCUUCGCCGCCGCCCCGCGAGAGGUCUUCGAGGCGCCGCGGCUGGGGCUCAGCGCCUCGCCGGGCGGCGGCGGCGGCGGCGGAGGAGGCAGCGGGGCAGGGGGCAGCGGCGGCGGCGGGGCGGGGGGCGGCGGGAGCUGUCAGAUGGCCUUCCCCGGCAGCCAGCCGCUCUACCGCACCUCCGGGGCCUUCGUCUACGACUGCGGCAAGUUCUGAGCGCGCCCCGUCGCGGGGACACCGCGGGAACUCAGCUCCGCUCCGCUCCGCACCGCGCCGCCGGCCCUCGCAGCGCCCGCGGAGGGAAGCGAGCGCAUCGCGAAAAGCUUUUGUACAGAGACAGCCCCAAAGCAUGUCUUGGUUUGUUAAAGGACAGUGUUACUCCAAUAACACGUAAGUUUGUUUUUUUUUUUUCCUAAUUGCUUUGAGAAAUACUUUUUUUUCCCGCCCCCCAUCUCGCGCUCUUCCCCGUCCCUUAAGGUAUUGCCAUGCCCCAUGUUUAAAAGGGAGCGAAAAGUCCAGCGUAGAGUACCAGCUUUUUUCCCCCUCCCCUUCCUCUUCUACAAGGACUUGUUUUAAAAUGUAAAUUGCGACAUAGUAAUUUAUUUUUAAUUUGUAGUUGGAUGUUGCGGACCAAACGCCAGAAAGUGUUUCCCCCUUUCCUGAAAAGUGACGUUAUAAUUGACUGAAACGCUGAUUUUUUCACUAUAUAUAAAAAGGGAAACUGUAUUAAUCUUAUUCUAUCAAUAUUUUUUCUUUUUUUGUUGAAAAUAUUCUGAAGGUAUUGCAUUGUUUGUUUAUUAAUAAAUUACCAUUCAGUUGGAA